ACCUUUAAUAUUUAGGGAGGGCCUGUUUCCUAAGUGAUUAAUAUUUUGUGUAUGUGUGGGUGUGUGUAUGUGUAUCUAGUUUUCAUUGUUUCCCCCCUCCAUCUCCCUCUAACAUUCACUGUUUACUCCACUCUCAUCUGACAUCAUUGGAGUUUCCCCUUGUCUUGCUCUAGCUCUGCUUAAAAGAGCAAAUCUCAAUGAAGAGUCACUUACACAACAGUGACAACCAAAGCAUAGGGAUAGUUUCCGCUGAGGACACUUUAUAGUUUAACUUGAACUUUUGGAGGACUACGACACACAGCACAGUAAUUAUGGGCCAUGAGAAUCAGAUAUUGUUAGAUCUUGAAGAUGGAGUGCUGCCCGUACCACAGGUGAUGGUGUCAAGGUGGAAGGCUGGCUCUUUAAAGUCAAGAAUAUUGCGGGUGUGUGGGGCCCUCCUGGCUGUGGCCCUUUGUGCUGCUGCUGCUGCGGUCUGCUUCACAUUCAACAAGUCACAGAACAAUCAGGAUGGCGGAAACUACCUCAGACAUGCAUUGAGAUCAUAUCACAAUCAAGCAAAUAUCACUGCAAAGACUGCCAUCCACUUAAUCGGUACAUACAAUGGUGUGGUGCCUAAACUGGAGUGGAAAGUCAACCAGGACCAGGCUUUCUCUGCAGGUGGCCUGAAAUUAGUAGAUAACGAGAUCAUAAUUCCUCAUGACGGCAUAUACUUUGUCUACAGCCAGGCGUUUUUCAAUGUCCGGUGCACGCCUGAUCCCGAUUACCCUGAGGAGCAUGAAAUUGUGCAUUUGAGCCACACAGUGUCACGCUAUUCUGACUCGUAUGGAAACUACAAACCCCUUUUCAACGCGGUCCGGUCAGUCUGUGUCCAGAUGCCUGACAGUGACGAGCUGUGGUAUAACACAAUAUAUCUUGGUGCGGCGUUCCGUCUGGAGCGUCACAACCGUUUGUGCUCUAACAUGAGUGAAAAUCUCUUACGCCACAUUGAAACCGAUCAUGGCAAGACCUACUUUGGUGCUUUUGCUCUAUGAACUCAGCUGAAUUUGAAAAAAAAAAACAUCAGGAAAGGUUGAAGCAAGCCAAAAAAAUGGCAACCUACAGGGAGGAUAGCAAUAUGAUGAGUCUCUACUGUCUACAAGAACACAUGAAAUGAAGGCAUGUUCCUGCUGGAAAAAAAAAACAAAAAAACAUGAACACCAGCCUAAGCUGGUUGGCGGGCUUUAGUUGGUCUCCCAGCCUGGUCAAAUGUCUGGUUUAAGAGGGGUUUUGAGCACUUUACGACUAAAUCCAGCCACAACCAUCUUUAACCAGCCAACCAGCUUAGGGUGAUUUUAGCUGUUUAUUUUUCAACAGCGAUAUUUGAUCAUUUGACCUUGAGUCAAAACUCAAGUCUAAAACUUUAACCUUAAGUAGCUUGAAGAUGUGUCCACAAGUUUCUGAGGGAUUGAGAAAAGAAUAUGCCAAAUUUAUCUGGGAAAAGAAACAUGGGCUUUUUGCAGUUUAGUAAGUUAGUGAUAACUUUGGUAACUUACUGAUUGUUUUUAGAAUUAUUAGUAAGGCAGCCCGUUGUCUGUUAUGGAUUGAUGCAAAUAUAUAUUUUAUAAUUAAUUUAUUUUAUUUAUUUAAUGAACUUGAAAUACUGUAAAUUUUAAGUGUGUAUGGCGCAUUUAUUUAAGUUAUUUAUUUAACUAUUUUAUUAAAGAAAUUUCAUAUCAAACCACUGUGCACAGCUACUGUAAUGAAACUCAAUAAUAAUAAAUCUUUAAGAAGA
Messenger RNA from Myxocyprinus asiaticus (Chinese sucker), 1771 nucleotides. RefSeq names its product tumor necrosis factor-like. The coding region runs from base 312 to 1031 and encodes 239 amino acids. Gene Ontology annotation, biological process: immune response. Gene Ontology annotation, cellular component: membrane. The transcript has 4 exons. Gene Ontology annotation, molecular function: tumor necrosis factor receptor binding. NCBI's taxonomy places the organism in Eukaryota, Metazoa, Chordata, Actinopteri, Cypriniformes, Catostomidae. The record is from RefSeq and is a predicted model, not a curated record.